This is a messenger RNA of Penicillium chermesinum, 837 nucleotides long. RefSeq names its product complex I 30 kDa subunit family protein. Bases 1 to 837 code for a protein of 278 amino acids. The transcript is spliced from 4 exons. Gene Ontology annotation, molecular function: NADH dehydrogenase (ubiquinone) activity. Lineage: Eukaryota; Fungi; Ascomycota; Eurotiomycetes; Eurotiales; Aspergillaceae. The record is from RefSeq and is a predicted model, not a curated record.
AUGGCUUCCGCUCGCUCCUUGAUGCGUUUGGGCGCUGGUCGGUCAAUGGCUUCGGCCACCCGCCCGGUCGCUGCGCGCGGAUUCACCUCCUCCUCGCUGCAGUGUGCUGCGAAAGCUUCGACAGCGCCAGGGCCUGAGCCCCAGGAUAUGCGCCAGGCGCAACGGCCUCCCCAGGGGCCUCUCCGUGCCCCCGUCGUCAAUCCCGUCGACAAAUACCAAGACAAAGCCGAGGGCUUGCACAAGUACGGACAGUAUAUCAUGUCUUGUCUCCCCAAAUACGUCCAGCAGUUCACCGUCUGGAAAGACGAGCUCAGCGUUUACACCUCUCCCUCUGGAGUCAUCCCUCUCAUGAGCUUCCUCAAGAACCACACCUCCGCCGAAUACACCCAGAUUUCCGACAUCACCGCAGUCGACUUCCCUACCCGUGACCAGCGUUUUGAGGUCGUCUACAACCUCCUCAGUGCCACCCCAGUCCCUAGUGUGACUGGUCUUUUCGAGGGUGCUCUUUGGUACGAGCGUGAGGUCUACGACAUGUUCGGUGUGUUCUUCACCGGCCACCCCGAUCUCCGCCGUAUCAUGACCGACUACGGUUUCGAUGGUCACCCCCUGCGCAAGGACUUCCCCUUGACGGGUUAUACCGAGCUGCGCUACGAUGAAGAGAAGAAGCGCAUUGUCAUUGAGCCCCUUGAGCUCACGCAGGCCUUCCGUAACUUCGAGAGUGGUUCGACUGCCUGGGAGCCAGUCGGUAGUGGAAAUGACAAGACCCCUGAGUCGCCCCCAUCCACACCCACUACGACUUUGUUCGGAGCGGAUAAAAACCAGGCCCCUCAUAGUUAA